Messenger RNA from Gallus gallus (chicken), 800 nucleotides. It is a transcript of the gene ACYP1, whose product is annotated as acylphosphatase 1. The record is from RefSeq and is marked provisional. The coding region runs from base 39 to 338 and encodes 99 amino acids. Gene Ontology annotation, molecular function: acylphosphatase activity. NCBI's taxonomy places the organism in Eukaryota, Metazoa, Chordata, Aves, Galliformes, Phasianidae. The transcript has 2 exons.
GGGGUUGACGGCUGCGGCUGUUGGAGGCUGCGGCGGCCAUGGCGGGGAGCGAGGGUUUGAUGUCCGUGGAUUACGAGGUGUCGGGUAGAGUGCAGGGCGUCUUCUUCCGCAAGUAUACCCAGAGCGAGGCCAAGCGGCUGGGGCUGGUUGGCUGGGUGCGGAACACGAGCCAUGGCACCGUGCAGGGACAGGCCCAGGGCCCGGCCGCCAGGGUGAGGGAGCUGCAGGAGUGGCUGCGGAAGAUCGGGAGCCCCCAGUCCCGCAUCAGCCGGGCCGAGUUCACCAACGAGAAGGAGAUAGCGGCGCUGGAACACACAGACUUCCAGAUCCGAAAGUAACCUGCUCCAGAAAGCAGCCGGCCUGGGGCACGGGCUGCCCUCGCCGAACAUCCGUCCUCACCUCCCGGCCGCUCAGACAGCUGACAUCCACCUCUAGAGAACUUUGUUUCCUUCCAUUUCUAACUUAUUCGUUCGUUGUACUGUUGUGUAGCACUAAAACACCCGCGUCGCUUUGGCAGGUGGAGCGUGGCUCGGUGCUGUCUGUACUGAUGGGCUGCCCAGGGGCUCAGCCUCCGGUCCUUGAGGGCCUGCGCUGAGCGGGGUCUGAGCGGCAGUACCGAGUGCUGUGUGUGGUGGGUGUAACGCUGCGCCGUGUGGGGAAGCUGCAGAAUUGGUGCCAGCUGUGAAGACUGCUGAAAGUGAGAUUGCUGUGACCUGCAUGUCUCCGAAGCAAUUUAUUUUGUUCUUUACUCGCACAGAUGUUUAUUUUUAUUAGAAUAAAGGUACUUGGAGCUUGCUUGA